Molecule: messenger RNA, 834 nt
Organism: Harpegnathos saltator (Jerdon's jumping ant)
Lineage: Eukaryota; Metazoa; Arthropoda; Insecta; Hymenoptera; Formicidae
Product: protein LLP homolog
Exons: 2
Coding region: 142-576 (144 amino acids)
Biological process (GO): dendrite extension
Cellular component (GO): nucleolus
Molecular function (GO): RNA binding
Source: RefSeq, a predicted model, not a curated record
UGGAGCCAGCAGUCAGGCUGACCGACCGACCGUUAUGCGAGUUGAAACAGAGCUGUUUCAAGCCUAACCUAACCUAACCUAACCUUUUUAACCUAAUAAUCUUUGGUGGUUGCACGUGCAUAGGACGUACGUUUUGAAAAAAUGGCAAAAUCGUUGCGAAGCAAAUGGAAAAGGAAAUGCCGAGCAGUGAAGAGAGAACGUUACGCGGCGAAGGAAUUGGAUAGAUUGAAAAAAACUCUCGGCAUCGACGACAAAGCCCCUAAAGAUGUGGAAAUGGCUAACCUCGAGGAGAUUGCCACAGUUGUGGAUGCAAAGCAAGUAAGAAAAGAUAUCGAGGUUAAGCAGAGCGCUACAACCACUGAUGGGAAUUACAUGGAAGUAGAAAAUGUCAGAGUGUAUAAUAAGAAGACAUUGCGCGAUCAGUACGGCAAUUAUCCCGUAUGGAUGAACCUCAGGAAGAUAAACAAGCACAAAAAAGGCAGGGCAAAAACACAAAAGGCUAACACGAAAGUAAACAAAAGAAUCACUAGACGUCAAAAGAGAGCGAUAAAGGACAGGAAAGCGGAAAAGGACUAGAUAAACUAAACUAGAUGACAAUCUUUAAGAUAAAACAGAUGUGCAACCUGGUGCCAAAGGAAAGAGAAACAAACAGGACAUUCCGCAAUGUUCAGGAUAUCCCAAAACAUUCAAGAACGGCACUCAGGUCAAGCCGAAAAGAGCAGAUCUAAGAUCAUAAAAUCUUUUCCACAAAUUGUAGAAUUAGCUUAUAUUUUACUUAUCAACACUGUUAAAUAUAACGAAAGCUAUUCUGUUUUAAUAGAUAAGUAACGAUGA